Molecule: messenger RNA, 1336 nt
Organism: Corylus avellana
Lineage: Eukaryota; Viridiplantae; Streptophyta; Magnoliopsida; Fagales; Betulaceae
Product: UDP-N-acetylglucosamine transferase subunit ALG14-like protein
Biological process (GO): dolichol-linked oligosaccharide biosynthetic process
Cellular component (GO): UDP-N-acetylglucosamine transferase complex
Molecular function (GO): N-acetylglucosaminyldiphosphodolichol N-acetylglucosaminyltransferase activity
Source: RefSeq, a predicted model, not a curated record
GUCGUUAGAAAAUUUGGGUACAUCCCGAUCCGGCGGGGGAGACGCGACGUGAAAAGAAAGCGGCGGACCGUUCACGAGACUACGAGAGAUGUAGGACCAAAUACGGACGGCCCAGAUGUAACCGGACCAUCCAAAACAAAAACGGACCCUACCAGAGUGAAUAUUCGCCCACCAAACGACCCAAAUUCCCCCCGACGAGUCCUCCACCAAGAAAAUCACAGACGGACUGGCAUCCGAUUGAAUUUUUCAGAUUCGCUGUUUUCACUGGUCCUCUGCGAUUGUGGAUUUGAUUCUUUGAAUUUCGUGGUAUUUUUGUGGAGCGAUUUCUAAUUUGUUCGCACAAUGGACGAAGGCAACGGCUGCUGCUUCUCCAUCUUGGCUUCAAAAUUCACCGUCACUUUCGUCACGAUCAGCCUCACCUUGAUACUGAUUCGCGUGCUUUACGUUAUCUACCGGAGUGGCAAGCCUCUCUUCCGAUCCAAAGCUCCGAGAGCUCUCAGAACACUCAUUGUUUUAGGCUCAGGGGGUCACACGGCGGAGAUGCUUAACCUGUUGUCGGUGUUGCAAAAGGAGAGGUUUAGCCCCAGAUUCUAUGUCGCCGCUGCGACCGAUAAUAUGAGCCUCCAAAAAGCUCGCACGCUUGAGACUUCCUUGGCUGAUGAGACUGGGGUCAAAGUGGAAGAAACUGCUCAGUUCAUGCAGAUCUAUCGAAGUAGGGAAGUUGGUCAAUCAUAUUUAACCUCUGUUUGGACAACUUUAAUUGCUACGGCUCAUGCACUCUGGAUAAUGUUUAAAAUCAGACCCCAAGUGAUUCUCUGCAACGGGCCAGGGACUUGUUUUCCACUAUGUGCAAUUGCAUUCUUUUUCAAGGUAGUGGGGAUUAGAUGGUCAUCAAUUUUCUAUGUUGAGAGUAUAGCAAGAGUGAGAAGACUUUCAUUAAGUGGGUUGCUUCUUUACAAGUUACAAAUAGCUGAUCAGUUCUUUGUGCAAUGGCCACAACUACAGGGACAAUAUCCACGGGCUCACUAUGUUGGUUGUCUCAUGUAGUUGAUUGAGUUCAGGUGCUGACAUUGGUAUUUUCGCUUCAACCUCCAAGUUUUUGCAAUGCAGUCAACAUUGUCAAAGUGUAACUAUAGCACAAUGUUUUAUUUCUCCAAGUACAGUUGCUCAUGUGUUACUUAAGCAUCCCUUGGUGUAACUAUACCUCAAUGUUUUAACUAUAGCACAUUUUAAAUUGUGUGGUGAAUCCCAGCCAUGCAGAAGAGAGAGAACUACUUAUCACUGUAAGUUAAGAUAAACCUGAGUUUUGAUAAAUUGAUGAUUUUGGUUUACAUAA